AUGUCCUUGAAGAAAUCACCCAAGAUCCUCGAUCGCUUCGCGACCACCGAAGAGGUGCGCAGCUACCUCACGCAGAUCCUUACAGAGAAAUACACCGCGCACCCCGAAUUCGCCGAAGAAGCUUGUGCCUCAUGGAAACUCGGCCGUGGUGCUGAGCUACAUGAUGCCAACUUGGAAUACUUUCAGCAAAUCUUCGGCAACGAGGUAGGCUUUUGCCUCUACGGAAACGUGCUCAAAGCCAGACAAAAAGCGUGGCAGGACUCGUACGCGGGGAUAGCCUGCGUCGCGGGCACUUACAUAUCCCUGGUAUGGACCCUGUGGUAUUUACACACUACGCCCUCCGAGCAUCGCUCUCCUCUUCCAAUUGCUGUGCUGGGGUAUGGCCUAGGUAUGUUCUACUGGGCGCAAGACUCUCCUGACGACACGUACAAUCACCGCUAUUUGCGCAACUACAUGAUUAGGUGUGUUCAGUUGGGGAAUGGGAUUUUCUUUCUCUGGCUUUACUUCCAUUCGCUUCUGUCUGCUUAG
This is a messenger RNA of Aspergillus calidoustus, 528 nucleotides long. Lineage: Eukaryota; Fungi; Ascomycota; Eurotiomycetes; Eurotiales; Aspergillaceae. The record is from the annotation of a GenBank genome assembly.